This is a messenger RNA of Actinia tenebrosa (Australian red waratah sea anemone), 2870 nucleotides long. Its product is annotated as mucosa-associated lymphoid tissue lymphoma translocation protein 1 homolog. NCBI's taxonomy places the organism in Eukaryota, Metazoa, Cnidaria, Anthozoa, Actiniaria, Actiniidae. Gene Ontology annotation, biological process: proteolysis. Gene Ontology annotation, molecular function: cysteine-type endopeptidase activity. The record is from RefSeq and is a predicted model, not a curated record.
CCCGGGAGAAAUAUGAAAGUGAAAAGUGCAGAGAUAGAACCACGUAAACUAAGUGACUUCCUCACCAAAACGUUAGCUCAGCGCAUAGAAGAUAUACAGCGAUCCUAUUAAAAGUCAUCAAUACAUAUGAAACUUACUUACUAUUUUACAAGUGAGGACUUCAUCUAAAAUGCUUACUUAAGACCUGGCUCUUCAAACAAGCAUAUCCUGAUUAAGAUUGAUCAACGUAAUUUUUUUCGCUUACUCCAACGAAAGGACUAACAUCUGAAACGUCAGUUUCACAAAGCUUUUUACAGUGAUCCAAUUUAUCUACAAGCUAGUUCCUACUGUUUUAUUGAGAAACACCGACACAGUCCAUGCUAGUACUCUACUAGUUACCACCAAAUAAUUUUUGAGGUGAAUUAUUAUUGAAUUGACUUAUUUAUGGUUCACUAUGGCUUACCAAAACAAUAAAAUUGACGACCUACCGCCAAACAUAAAAAAAGAACUUGCCACUGCUCUUGACAGUCGAAACUCAUCUAAUGGCAACUGGCGUGCACUGAUACAAUUGAUGUCACCUACAGUUGUAUAUCAGCGCAGUCAAAUUGAAAGUUUUGCAAUGACCAUUCUACAACCCCAUGGAAGCCCAACUAGAGCUUUGCUCACUGACUUAGCAAUUAGGGGAAUAACUGUGCCACAGCUAGUAAGGUGGAUAAGUCAGCUGCACUCAAGGACACAAAGCCAUCAGCUACAAGCAUUGCUGACAUUGUUUCAACAGAUGCCUUUGGAAAUAAUAAAACAGCCAAAUGAACUGUAUCGGCAGCCUAAAGGAAGUUCUGUUGCAAUACACUGUGAAGCAUCUCCUUCUACCUCACUAUCAUAUCAGUGGUUUAAGAGAAAGGAGCCCCUAGCAGGUAAGACUCAACCAUUUCUUCAGCUGUCAGAUGUUUGUCAGGAAGAUGAAGGUUACUACAUAUGCAGGGUGGCUAACACUACUGGCCAGUAUGUAUUUAGUAAUUGGACCAAAGUGGAGUUGACUGAUUCAGAAAACCAUCUAGCUAAACCUUUAAUCACGACACAACCUCGGUGUACGCAGAUAGCGUUGGGUGGGAUGCUGUGUUUGUACUGUGAUGCAGUGGGUGAUCCAGCACCAGAAUAUCAGUGGUACAGGAAUGAUUGCCCCAUCCCAAGAGCUAAACAGAGAGAAUACAAUAAAACUAACAUGAGUCUCGAUGAUGGAGGAAAGUUUUUCUGUAUUGCUUCAAAUAGCUCAGGACAGACUGUAUCAGAUGUGAUUGAUGUGCUGGUUGUGAAACAUUCAGCACUAUCACCAACAACGACUCGAGGAGUUGAACGUGGAGUUUCCGACAAAAUUGCUCUGCUCAUUGGUAACAAAGAUUACAAGAACGGCAAGUUAAGCAAACUUUAUCAUCCAACGAACGAUGUCUGUGAUUUGGCUGGUAUGCUUAGAAGUAUUGGUUUCAAGGUCGUAUCUCUCGUUGAUCUAACGUUAGCAGAGAUGAGAUUUGCCGUACAACAAUUCUGUAAAUUGCUUGACAAAGACAUGUAUGCUCUUUUCUAUUUUGCUGGUCAUGGUUUUGAAGAUGGGAAUCAAAGUUACUUAAUGCCAGUUGAUGCUUCUAACACGUACGACACCAAGGAGAACUUAAGUGCAUCAGAAGUCAUUCAACCUAUGCAAAGUAGUCAAGCGAAACUCAAUGUUAUUCUCUUGGACAGUUGCAGAACUAGGCCAUCAAGAACAGAAACUCCACGACCGGAUCCUGGUUUAAAUAUUGAAAAAAAGAAUGUUAUCAUCGCUUUUGGUUGCUGUUCAAGAAAACCUGUUUUCGAAAAUGAGGCCAAAACAAAUGGCUAUUUUGCUAUCUAUCUUUUGAAGAACCUGGGAAAAGAGGACGAUGUUGAUGCCGUUCUAAGAGAUGUUAGCCGAGAUAUAGACGAUGAAGAUAUACGAGAUCCUGAGAACGACCAGAAGCAAGUAGUCUUCAGACAAUCAACACUUACUGAAGCCUUGUCACUUCGAGCCCCCUUAAAUCCCAAUGCAAUAAUAAACAGUACUGAUGGCUGGAAAGCUGCACAUGAAAUUCCAGAAACGCCCAUUGAAGUUUUUAAUGAAGAUGGUUGCGUCGUAGACCUUAUGUUUUAUGCAGAGUUUUCAAACGUAUUACUGGUCAAAGCACGUGUUCAAGAAGGAAGCGAAGCAUUUGUCAACUUCACAUUAGACCAAAAGGAAUGUAACGGCUGUGUAAUGGAGCAAAUUACUGAAAAGGAGCCAACGCUGCCAGAUCGAUUUCGUUCCAACCAAGCCAUCAGGAUAAGGGAUCUUCAGCGACUUAAGGGGGAUUUAGUUAUCAAUCUUGAAAUUAGAAUUGAGAAAGAAUCAAAGCCAAAAUCAAUUCAAUACAGAAUGAAGGACAAGCCAUUAUAUGCAAAGAUUGUUCAAGCAUAACUAUCAAAUUUAUUGCAAGAUGUCCAAUGUGUGGUGAAUCACUUUCAAAUAAUCAGUAUAGAAUAGCACAGACAGAAUUUUGGUUUUGUUUAGGUAGAGAACUCACGGUGGAGUGGUUGCAGGUUGAAUGCUACUGUAAAAGUACAAUUUCCCCGUGUGCCCAACAUUGCAACAGCAGUGAGUCAGGUUGCGCUUACAAAAAAUCAGCAUCAAAUCUUAAUAACCCAUCCCCCUAGACAUAAUUAGUUCGAUAUUGGUCCGCGACAACAACGCUCUCGGACAUUCCAUACUGUAUAUAAGGUUAACUUCGGGACAGGUUCGGCAGAAUAUCUGCAUAAACACAAUGACCAAUACUAUUAAAAUGUGUGUUAAACGCCUCAGCAAUGUCGGGUGCCCAGUUGAGGGUUUGAUCAUCUAUUUUUUA